Trichoderma citrinoviride is the source of this 2379-nucleotide messenger RNA. RefSeq lists its product as hypothetical. Gene Ontology annotation, molecular function: protein binding. The coding region runs from base 1 to 2379 and encodes 792 amino acids. The transcript has 2 exons. The record is from RefSeq and is a predicted model, not a curated record. NCBI's taxonomy places the organism in Eukaryota, Fungi, Ascomycota, Sordariomycetes, Hypocreales, Hypocreaceae.
AUGAGGGCAAACCUGGCCCGGCAUGGCAGGCGACUCCUGGUUCGCCAGGCGAGGACGGCGCCAUCCUGCGCGGUCUACGCGACUCCAGCCCGGAGACGGUCGAUUGCCCCGAGGCCGAGGCUGCGAGCCACCUUUGAGCGCACGUUCCUCAGCAACCUGCUCCAGAAGCCUCCGCGCGAGGUCAGGCAGCCCGAGUACGAGCCGGGAUGGCUGCAGAUCAUGCUCUGGAGGAGCUACAUGCUCGACAACGUCCGGCCGCCGCCGCGGGCCGAGCUGCUCGAGUCGUGGAAGAAGCUGAUGCAGCACAAGUUUAACAGCCGGACGCCUCUCAACAGCACCCAGGCCUUGCAGUGUCGACGAUUGCUGGAGUAUCUCUCGACGCCGAAGCCAAAGCAGUCAAUCAGACUGUUGACGCACGCCGACCUAUCGUUCGCGAGACAGGCUCUGCUUCAAGUUGAACCAAUCGAACGAUCACAGCACCAUCUUGAUUUUGCAAAGUCGCUCUAUUCCGUAUGGAUGUCGCUGGAGCCUCCCAAGACCCCGAAGGCUGUGGAAUUGCAGUGGACUUAUCUUGUCAAGGCCAUGGCACUAUAUGGCGCAUCUCGCGAGGCAGCCAAGAUGCUCUACGAGAAAUGGGACCAACCGGAUUACGCCGUCUAUCUGACCCAAGAAGACCAGCUACUAGAAACCGUUGCCCGCGGCCUGUCAAGAGAGGGAUGCGAGGCCGAAUUGGUGGAGUUGAUAAAAUACGCCGAGGAUCAUCAAGUACCUUACGAUAAGGGACUGCAGGCCGUCAUGGUCGAAUUCUUUGCCCAGCGAAAUCGCGUCGCCGAGACUAAGGACUGGUUCAACAAGCCUAUCGCCGACAAGCUCCCACGGCCCUCGGUUUACCGCACCAUCGCGUGGUUUGCUAUGCGCAACAACCUUCAGGAAUGGGCGACCUCGCUCUUCCUCGAACUGGGAGAGUUGCAACCAAGGCAGAAACACUGGAACGUGAUCCUCGAGGCGAUCCUGAUCCUCGGAAAGAGCCUUGCCGAGGUGGAUGUCAUGAUGUCGCACAUGGUCCACGGCAAACUCCAGCUGUCGCCAGAUACUCGAACCAUCAAUGGUCUUCUCAGGGUGGCCGCCCAACAGCGAGAUGUGGCCCUGGGUGAAGACAUUCUUGCGCUCGCGGCUAAACGAGGUCUUGCCCCAGACGGAGAGACGCACCUGAUUCUGUUCUUUCUGCGAAUUGCAUCAAACAACCUGGUGGAGGCACGCGAGGCAUACAAACAGGUCAGGCAUAUGCAGCCUUGGACACUCGAGACCAAACAGCAUCUCUUUGGCGAAUUCAGCAGAGCAGUCAAUGAAUACCUGGUGGCGCUGACUGCUCAACAACAGCCUGAUUUCAAGCUGAUAUCAUCAUUACUGGAAGCAGUGGAAGAAGAUCAGAUGAGGCUCGAGCCUGCCACGGUAGCGGCACUCUGCCUGAGAUUCCUGGAAAACGACCAGCAUUUCGAUGUCAUGGACAUUUUGUCAAUACAUUCCUUCUUGUACAGCGAAGCCGAGCGAGAGAUUGUCCAGAGCGCAUUCGUCUCGUUCUGCCUGGACCCCAGCACGAGCACGAAUCGAGCAUGGGGCGCGUACCAGCUCCUUCAGCAGUUCUUCCAGGACACCAGCUUCGAACGGCGGGUCGAAUUGAUGAACGGUUUCUUCCGCAGAAAGCGACCCGACAUGGCCUCACAUGUCUUUGGACACAUGCGCGCACACCGAAACAAGUCGUACCACCCCACGGCAGAGACUUACAUCGCCUGCUUGGAAGGGCUUGCCCGAUAUCCCGAUCCUGAAGGACUGGACAUGGUGCAUAACAUGUUGAAGAUGGACACCACGCUACAGCCAUCUACGAAAUUAUACACGGCUCUGAUGCUGGCAUACACGGGUUGCGGCCAGCCCCUGAUAGCGCUGGACUGCUGGUCCCAAAUCACCCAAUCGAGGGAGGGGCCAUCGUACAAGACGCUGGAGGCGAUAUUCUGGACAUUGGAGAAGAAGACGGGCGGGCACAACCAAGCCCGAGAGAUCUGGGACAGGAUGGAGCGGAUGGAUCUGGAGAUCCCGCCCGGCGUGUACAAUGCGUACAUUGGUGCCAUCGCCGGGAGCGGCAACGAGAAAGAGGUCCGGGCUCUGAUACUGAAGAUGGCGAGCGUCGUAGGGUCAGAGCCAGAUGCCAUGACACUCGGCAUUGCGUACAAUGCACUGCCCGGACAGCUGCUUCAGCAGGGGUUCCAAGAGUGGGCAAAGGGGCGAUUCCCCGACGUUUGGGCAGAGCUGAUGAAGGUAGGGCGGCGCAUGGACGAGUACUCGCUGUGUCAGUUCAAGAUAGAGCGGCCCUUGAAGGCUUAA